CUGUGCAACGGACUCAACCAAUAUGCACUUUUAUCCCUUCCGGAGGUUCUGUGUGUGCAUCUGAAACGCUUUCGUAGUCACUACACAGACACGUCGAAAAUCACCGCGGCAGUUGCUUUCCCGUUACAUGAUCUGGAUCUGAGACCAUACUUGCAUGAAGAUUGUACAGAUGAGGUGACCACAUACGAUUUGAUCAGUGUGAUUUGUCACCACGGGGGCUACGGGGGUGGACACUACAUAACCUAUGCUCUGAAUUGGCGUAGUCAGAAAUGGUACGAAUUUGAUGAUGAUUUGGUCACGGAAAGAGAUCCGGAGCAGAUCGCACAAUUGACAAGUGAAGCUUAUAUCCUAUUCUACAGGUGA
Messenger RNA from Echinostoma caproni, 363 nucleotides. The record is from the annotation of a GenBank genome assembly. NCBI's taxonomy places the organism in Eukaryota, Metazoa, Platyhelminthes, Trematoda, Plagiorchiida, Echinostomatidae.